UAUGGUUAAGUAAUCAUGCUCUCCAUUUGUCCACAGGUAAAGCAAAUCAUGGAGGAAGCUGUCACCAAGAAAUUUGUGCAUGAAGACAGCAGCCACAUCAUUGCUCUGUGUGGUGCAGUAGAAGCUUGCCUCCUGCAUCAGCUGAAACGCCGUGCUGCUGGCUUCCUGCGGAGUGACAAGAUGGCAGCCCUUUUCACCAAGGUGGGGAAGACGUGCCCUGUGGCUGGGGAAAUUUGCCACAUAGUGCAAGAGCUGCAGCAACAAGUAGCGGGCAGGAAAACCUCAGGAGCCACCCAGGAGGCUCUGAGAAGACAGGGCUCAGCCAGUGGGAAGGCCCCAGCCCUUAGCCCACAGGCCUUGAAACAUAUAUGGGUACGAACAGCACUCAUCGAGAAAGUUCUGGACAGGGUUGUACAGUACCUGACGGAAAACUGCAGCAAAUUCUACGAGAAGGAAGCAUUACUGGCAGACCCUGUGUUUGGCCCAAUCCUGGCCUCUCUUCUAGUGGGACCCUGUGCCUUGGAAUACACGAAGCUCAAGACAGCUGAUCACUACUGGACUGACCCUUCUGCUGAUGAGCUGGUCCAGAGGCACCGUAUUCGGGGUCCCCCCAAUCGUCAGGACUCCCCUGCAAAGCGCCCAGCCCUGGGGAUCCGUAAGCGGCAUUCCAGUGGCAGUGCAUCAGAGGACAGGCUAGCGGCCUGCGCCCGCGAGUAUGUGGAAUCUCUGCACCAGAACUCCAGGACGCGGCUACUCUAUGGCAAGAACAACGUGCUGGUGCAGCCGAAAGAGGACAUGGAGGCUGUCCCUGGCUACCUCUCCCUGCACCAAUCUGCGGAGAGCCUCACUCUGAAGUGGACCCCCAACCAGCUCAUGAAUGGGACUCUGGGGGACUCCGAGCUAGAGAAGAGUGUUUACUGGGACUAUGCCCUGGUGGUACCCUUCAGUCAGAUUGUCUGCAUCCACUGCCACCAGCAAAAGAGUGGCGGCACGCUUGUGCUGGUGAGCCAGGACGGAAUCCAGAGGCCACCACUGCAUUUCCCACAGGGAGGACACCUGCUGUCCUUUCUGUCCUGUCUGGAGAAUGGGCUGCUGCCUCGAGGACAGCUCGAGCCCCCGCUGUGGACCCAGCAAGGGAAGGGCAAGGUGUUCCCCAAGCUACGGAAACGCAGCAGCAUGCGAUCCGUGGAUGUGGAGGAGCUGGGCAUGGGGCGGGCCACAGACUACGUGUUCCGGAUCAUCUACCCUGGGCACAAGCAUGAGCACAUCACUAUUAACUACCACCACCUAGCGGCCAGCCGCGCGGCCUCGGUGGACGAUGAUGAGGAAGAGGAGGAUAAACUACACGCGAUGCUCUCAAUGAUCUGCUCGCGGAACCUCACAGCUCCCAAUCCGAUGAAAGAUGCUGGUGACAUGAUCGAGAUGCAGGGUUUUGGGCCUGGGCCUGGCCUGGCAGCCUGGCAUCUGGAGCCCCUGUGCAGCCAGGGUUCCUCCUGCCUCUCCUGCUCCUCCCGCGGCUCCCCAUAUGCAAACCCCAGCCACUGCAGCUGCAUCCCUGACCGGUUGCCCCUCAGGCUGCUGUGUGAGAGCAUGAAGAGACAGAUUGUGUCCCGGGCCUUCUAUGGCUGGCUGGCCUACUGCCGCCACUUGUCCACGGUGCGGACCCACCUGUCAGCGUUGGUGCAUCACAACAUUAUCCCACCCGACCGGCCCCCAGGGGCUUCAGGAGGCCUCACCAAGGAUGUGUGGAGCAAGUAUCAGAAGGACAAAAAGAACUACAAGGAGUUGGAGCUGCUGAGGCAGGUUUACUAUGGAGGCAUGGAGCAUGAGAUCCGCAAGGACGUCUGGCCCUUUCUGCUUGGCCACUACAAGUUUGGCAUGAAUAAGAAGGAGAUGGAGCAGGUGGAUGCGGCGGUGGCAGCAAGAUACCAGCAGGUGUUGGCAGAGUGGAAGGCCUGUGAGGUGGAGGUGAGGCAGCGGGAGCGGGAGGCUCACCCAGCCGCGCUCACCAAGUUCUCCUCGGGCAGCAGCAUUGACAGCCACGUCCAGCGCCUCAUCCACCGAGAUUCCACCAUCAGCAAUGAUGUGUUUAUCUCUGUGGAUGAUCUGGAGACCCCAGGGCCCCAGGCCUCUGAAGAUGCCAGACCAAAGCCUGAGCAAGAACCAGGAGUUGGGACUCCAGGCACUGCCAUGGUGGAGCAGCAGCAGUCAGUGGAGUUUGACUCUCCAGACUCAGGGCUGCCAUCCUCCCCAAAUUACUCUGUGGCCUCAGGCAUCCAGUCCAGCCUAGAUGAGGGCCAGAGUGUGGGCUUUGAAGAGGAUGGUGGUGGAGAGGAAGGCUCUGACAGGCUUGCCUCUGCAGCCCACACUUUUUCUGAGCCCCAGGAUCCCAGCCAGGAGAAGGCUCCACAAGCCAGCGAGCUAGAAGCAGGCGGGGAGCUGGCAGCUGUGUGUGCUGCAGCCUACACUAUAGAAUUACUGGACACCGUGGCCUUAAAUCUGCACCGCAUAGACAAGGAUGUACAGAGAUGUGACCGAAACUACUGGUACUUCUCGCCACCCAAUCUUGAGAGGCUCAGAGACAUCAUGUGCAGCUACGUGUGGGAGCACUUGGACAUGGGCUACGUGCAAGGCAUGUGUGACCUGCUGGCACCUCUCUUGGUCAUCCUUGACAAUGAUCAGCUGGCCUACAGCUGCUUUAGCCACCUCAUGAAAAGGAUGAGCCAGAACUUCCCCAAUGGGGGCGCCAUGGAUACCCACUUUGCCAACAUGCGGUCCCUCAUCCAGAUCCUGGACUCAGAGUUGUUUGAGCUGAUGCAUCAGAAUGGAGACUAUACCCACUUCUAUUUCUGUUACCGCUGGUUCCUGCUGGAUUUUAAGAGAGAGCUGCUGUAUGAGGAUGUAUUUGCCGUGUGGGAGGUGAUCUGGGCAGCCAGGCGUAUCUCAUCAGAGCACUUCGUCCUGUUCAUUGCCUUGGCCCUGGUGGAGGCCUACCGAGAGAUUAUCCGAGACAACAACAUGGACUUCACCGAUAUCAUCAAGUUCUUCAACGAGCGGGCUGAGCAUCACGAUGCCCAGGAGAUCCUGCGGAUUGCCCGGGACCUGGUCCACAAGGUGCAGAUGCUCAUAGAGAACAAGUGAGCACUGGCUGGGAGCAGCGGCAUGGAGAGAAAGCCAGGGCACCAGGCCUCUGGGCUCUAGCAGGGAAAAGUUCAAAGGCGUCACAGCCCAGACUGCCCCACCCCCAGACGACUCUGCCUGUCCAGUUGUGUACCUAACAAAGUGAGUGUGAGCCUGGGACCCAACUCCAGGCAGUGUUGGCCCUUUGGGGCACAUCAGGGGCCAGGAUGCCCUCAGAUCAGGGCCGUGAUGGGAGGGGUUGGCCUUAGGGAGCAGCUGCCUUGAGGGAUUCCUACUCUGUUCCCCUCUCAAACAACUGGGAGCAGCCCCACUGCCACUUGCAUCCUCAGCCUAGACUGUUCCUUGAUGCUUCUCUUGAGCCGGCCUGGGUCCUAUAAGGCUAGCAGAGGCUACAGUGGCCUGCGCCCCACCUAAGUGAGAAUGGCAUCAGGCAAGAGGCUCUCUGCUGUAUCUCUCCUGAGAACCCCUUUGCAACCCCAGCGGGGACAGCUACAACAGCUGUUCAUUUGGGCAUGGAUCCUGGGGGCAGGGACCUGGGUCACCCUCCAGCUCCUCGCCUGAGAUUCAGGGGCAGUCAUACAUAGGCCCUGGGUGGGAGCAGCCCACCUCAGCAGCACUGACACUGCCUCUGGCCACCUGAGAUGAUGCCAUGUACUUGCCGCACUGCACAGUACGUGUGUGUUGGUACAGUAUCACUCCCACCACCCUGCCCUUGCUUUAUACAUUAGAUGCAUCCCAGAAACUGUGUUUUUUGCCAGUUGGGUGAUUUGAAAUGUAGUGGGAGUUCUUGCUCCCCUUGGGAACCCAGGGUGAUUCUGUAGGGAGGUAAUCGUGUCACAGCCUUGUCUCGGGGACAGCCCCCUGAGCUUUAGGGCAGCCUGUUGUCUGUCGCAGGCAGCUACUAAGUCCCUGGAGGCAAAACGAGUUGGAGGAUGUCUGCAUCUCCCCAAUUUGUCGCGGUGAGAAGCAAGGCCAGCCUUGCCUUCCAUGUGCCUCUUGGGAUGCUGAGAGGCCUAGGGACCCAGAAUCCUCUGGGAGGAGCCACACUUUCAGCUCCUGACCUGAAGCCUAGGCAUGCUGCUUGCUGUCAUCCCUGUUCCUCUACACCCCAACACAUUCUAGGCUAGGCCCCUGGGGCCUGGAAGCCACACCUGGGCUUGUGACCUGCCCAGCAGUCACCAA
Fukomys damarensis (Damara mole-rat) is the source of this 4323-nucleotide messenger RNA. RefSeq names its product small G protein signaling modulator 2 (gene Sgsm2). Gene Ontology annotation, molecular function: GTPase activator activity. The transcript has 23 exons. Bases 16 to 3141 code for a protein of 1041 amino acids. NCBI's taxonomy places the organism in Eukaryota, Metazoa, Chordata, Mammalia, Rodentia, Bathyergidae. The record is from RefSeq and is a predicted model, not a curated record.